CACCGAUCAGACGGCAGGUCGGUUGGUGAGCGGAGAAGACGGACGGUUACAACCGCAACACCUGACGCUCUUUGGUUUUUUUUUUUUACUUCGUGGCGGCGUUUUCUCCUCCUGUGGACUAACAUUUCGGGGAGUUUUUUUUUUUUUACUCGACUACACCGACGGACGGAGAGGGUCAGACGAGGCUGUCCACCAUGACGGGGAGCAGGGAGGAGGAGAGGAGGAAACUGGCAGACAUCAUCAACCACUGGAACGCCAACCGGCUCGACCUGUUCGAGAUCAGCCGGCCCACAGAGGACUUGGAGUUCCAUGGCGUGAUGCGGUUCUACUUCCAGGACCGGGUCGCCGGUAACUUUGCCACCAAGUGCAUCAGAGUGUCCAGCACAGCGACAACGCAGGACGUCAUCGAGACGUUAGCAGAGAAGUUCAGACCGGACAUGAGGAUGCUCUCCUCGCCAAAGUACUCCCUGUAUGAAGUCCACGUCAGUGGCGAAGAGCGUCAGCUGGACCUGGACGAGAAGCCUCUUGUUGUUCAGCUGAACUGGAACAAAGACGACAGAGAAGGGCGCUUUGUCCUGAAGAACGAGAACGACAUCCUUCCCAAGAAGAGUCAGAGUAAUGGCCCAGAGAAGGAGAAGGACGGAGUGAUCCAAAACUUCAAGAGGACUUUGUCCAAGAAGGAGAAGAAGAAGGAAAAGAAGAGGGAGAAGGAGUUCGCCCGGAUCCCCGACGGAGACGAGCAGGCGCUCCCCCGAGAGGACGGUGAAAACAGUCGUCUAGCAGCGGAGGUGUACAAGGACAUGCCUGAGACCAGCUUCACUCGGACGAUCUCCAACCCAGAGGUGGUGAUGAAGAGGAGACGCCAGCAGAAACUGGAGAAACGGAUGCAGGAGUUCAUGAGCAGCGACGGGAGGCCAGACUCGGGGGGCACUUUGCGGAUAUACGCCGACAGUCUGAAGCCCAACAUCCCGUAUAAGACCAUCCUGCUCUCCACCAGAGACACGGCUGACUUUGCCGUGGUGGAGGCGCUGGAGAAGUACGGGCUGGAGAAGGAGAACCCCAGAGAGUACUGCAUCGCUCGGCAAGAUGACAAAUCGAGCAAAGACGCAAUUCUGGACGAUUCUGAGUGUCCGCUGCAGAUCUUCAGGGACUGGCCAGCUGACAGAGGAGCCCUUGUGUUCCAGCUGAAGAAGAGACCGCCCGACUACCAGGGGAGGAAGGGAAGGAAAAUGGAGGACAAGGGUCUGCGGAGAGACGGCAGCAGCAGCUCACUGCCUCCUGAGAAACUGCCUUACCUGGUGGAGCUGAGCCCAGGCCGAGGGAAUCACUAUGCCUACUACGCCUAUCGGCACCACGAAGACGGCUCUGACUCCCGGGACAAACCAAAGCUGUACAGACUUCAGCACAGCAUCACUGAGGUCGGCUCGGACUGCACAGAGGACGGCGCCAUCCAGCUGCUAGGUCCGGGGAUUCUUCCCCAUCACUGCAACCUCAUGCACACUGAAGGUAUGGUGACCGUGACGCCGCACGGCCCCGACGCAGACACCUUUGUCGACGGGCAGCGAGUCACAGAAACGACGGUGCUGCGUUCAGGCUCCACUAUCCAGUUCGGCUCGGCGCACGUCUUCAAGUUUGUUGACCCCAUGUUCGACCAGGGGGGGAAGAGAGAACCGGCGGCCAUGAUGAGGAGCCGACACAAGUCUGGCAGCGUACCAGAAACCACCUUCGACCUUCACGGAGACGUCCACAGUGGAGCUGCCCUGCCUACCAGCAAGAGCUCGGGGAAGCUGGAGAUGGAGAGAGGCAUGGUCAAACCCAUGAUCAGAGGAGAGCAGCAGGACAGCAGGUCUCAGGACGUUUCCGCAGACAGAUCCGAGCUGACUCUACCGGCCGGCAUCGAGUUCAGAGACAACUCUGAAGACACCUUCCUGUCAGCCAUCAUCAACUACACCAACAGCUCCACGGUCCACUUCAAACUGUCCCCCACCUACGUCCUGUACAUGGCCUGUCGAUACGUCAUGUCGCCCACGUACCGGCCUGACAUGUCGCCGUCUGAGAGGACGCACAAAGUCAUCGCCAUCGUCAACAAGAUGGUGAGCAUGAUGGAAGGAGUCAUCCAGGAGAUUCCUGAAGGGGAUCAGAAGCAGAAAAACAUCGCGGGAGCGCUGGCCUUCUGGAUGGCCAACGCCUCCGAGCUGCUCAACUUCAUCAAGCAGGACCGGGACCUGAACCGCAUCACGCUGGACGCCCAGGACAUCCUCGCCCAUCUGGUUCAGAUGGCUUUCAAGUACCUGGUCCACUGUCUGCAGGCGGAUCUCAACAACUACAUGCCGGCUUUUCUGGACGACCCCGAAGAACAUAACCCACAAAGACCCAAGAUCGAGGACGUCCUGCACACUCUGACAGGAGCGAUGUCGUUACUGCGGCGGUGUCGAGUCAACGCCGCUCUGACCAUCCAGCUCUUCUCGCAGCUCUUCCACUUCAUCAACAUGUGGCUCUUCAACAAGCUGGUGACCGACACCGAGUCGGGGCUGUGCUGUCAUUACUGGGGGGCCAUCCUCCGUCAGCAGCUCAGCCACAUCGAGGCCUGGGCCGAGAAACAGGGGCUGGAGCUCGCCGCAGACUGCCACCUCAGCCGAAUCGUGCAGGCCACCACCCUGCUGACCAUGGACAAAUACUCCAUGCAGGAUGUGCAGAACAUCCACAACACCUGCUUCAAGCUGAACUCCCUGCAGCUCCACGCCCUCAUGACCAACUACCACUGUGCUCCUGACGAGCCGUACAUCCCUCCUGAGUUGAUAGACCACGUCGUGGGCGUGGCGGAGAACACGGCGGAUGAGCUGGCGAGGAGUGAUGGCAGAGAGGUUCAGCUGGAGGAGGAUCCGGACCUCCAGCUGCCCUUCCUCCUUCCUGAGGACGGUUACUCAUGUGACGUGGUGCGAAGCCUCCCCAACGGCCUGCAGGACUUCCUGGAGCCGCUGCUGCAGAGAGGUUUUUGUAGGUUAGUGCCCCACCCUCGUUCUCCCGGGACCUGGACGGUCCACUUCGAGGGAGCCGACUGCGACAGCCACUUCUCUGCUGCUGAUAAUUCUGAAAUGCAAAUGAGGAAGGAGCCGGAGGUUGUCACGGUAACCCUGAAGAAGCACAAUGGCAUGGGCCUCAGCAUCGUGGCUGCCAAGGGUGCUGGUCAGGAGAAACUGGGCAUCUACAUCAAGUCUGUUGUCAAAGGCGGAGCAGCUGAUGUGGACGGGCGUUUGGCUGCUGGUGACCAGCUGUUGAGUGUAGACGGUCGCAGUCUGGUCGGGUUGUCACAAGAGAGGGCGGCCGAGCUCAUGACGAGGACGGGAUCAGUCGUGACUCUGGAGGUCGCCAAGCAGGGAGCCAUUUACCACGGCCUGGCCACACUCCUCAACCAGCCCAGCCCCCUGAUGCAGAGAGCGUCAGACAGAGGGCGUGACAAAAACGGAAAGCUGCGACCAAAGAGCGAGGGAUUCGAGUUGUACAACAACUCGGUGCAGAACGGCUCUCCGGAGAGUCCGCAGGCCGGCUGGGACUGUUACCCCGAACCAAAGAAGAUGAGCGGAGAAGACCGACUCCUCAAGAACCGAGCCGACCACCGCUCCAGCCCCAACGUAGCCAAUCAGGGUCAGAGUCCUGCGAGCAAAGCUGUUUACCCCGGAGGACCCGGCACGAAGAUCACCUCUGUCUCCACCGGCAACCUGUGUGCAGACGACGAGCCCUCCCCUCCCCGCCCGGAGGCUUACCCCAUCCCCACCCAGACCUACCCCAGGGAGUACUUCACCAUCCCGGCCUCCAAGAGCACAGAUCGGGUGGUGGGUCCCGGCCAGGGGCCUCCGCAGCACUGGCAGGGCAUGGAGGACAGAGAACGCCUCCCUGUGGUCGACAACAUCCACAACAGCAUGCAGCGAGUUAACCACUCACAGGAAGACUUGUACCCACCGCCAGGAGGUAUGAGGCCAGACGAGCGCAUGCAGCAGCACUAUCAGCAGGAGUACCAGCACCGAGACAUGGACUACCAACACAGAGACAUGGACUACCAGAGGGGCCUGCCAGGAGGUGUGGGCGGUCCUGACCACUGGGCGCCUCAGCCGCAGGUCUCCUCCUCGUUGGAGUCCUCCACGUCCAGCCAGGAGCACCUCAACUUCUCCGCCUCGUCCUCCUCCUCCAACAAGACUCAGAACCAGAAGACCGGGCCGGGCCGAUGGAAGACGCCCAACGCCCCUCAUGCAGUGCAGCCGCAUCCGGGCCAGCAGCCGUCCCGCUCUGACCUGCCCCCUCCUCCUCCACCGCCACCUGCCACUUACCCCGAAACCUUCGACCCCUACGACCCCCAACCCGACCUGCCACUCCCCCCGCCUCCUGCUGCAGUCAACGCAGUAGCCGCCCAGCAGGCCGCUGACCGCAAGAAACGAGAGGAGCAGCAACGCUGGUAUGAGAAGGAGAAAGCUCGGCUGGAGGAGGAGAGGGAGAGGAAGAGGAGAGAGCAGGAGAGGAAGCUGGGCCAGAUCCGGGCCAACCCUGUCAUGCCCGUCCAACCUCACAACAACGGAGGAGCCAUGCCCCCUCCUCACCACCAGCCCCCUCUGCCCUCCGUGGUCCCACCCCAGCCCUACAUCCCCCCUCAGCCUCAGCCCCAGCCUCCCCCACCCAGACCGGAGAAGCUGGCCAGCCUGCCGCGCUCAGCUGUCCCACCGCCUGCCGGUGCCAACCACCCUCCUGGUAUGGACACAGUGAUCAGGGAGCUGUUACCGCAGCAGCAGCCGCGCACCAUCGAGAGGCGGGACCUGCAGUACAUCACCAUCAGUAAGGAGGAGCUGUCCAGCGACAGUUUGUCCCCAGACCCCUGGAAGCGAGACGCCCGAGAGAAGGCCGAGAAACAGCAGCAGCUUCACAUCGUCGACCUGCUGGACAAAGAGAUCCAGGAUCUCCAGGCAAAGCCGGAGCGAACGGCAGAGGAAAGCGACCGCCUCAGGAAGCUGAUGCUGGAGUGGCAGUUCCAGAAACGACUCCAGGAGUCCAAGCAGAGCGACGAGGAUGAGGAGGACGAAGAUGAGGAGGACGUGGACACCAUGAUGAUCAUGCAGAGGCUGGAGGCCGAGAAGAGAGCCAGGCAGCAGAAUGCUGUCCCAGCUAUCUCUGUUCUAGACUUGUUGCAGGACGAGGAGCGACGACGUAAGCAGCAGCUGGAGGAGAUUCGUAAACGGGAGGCGGAGGAGCGAGUGAAGCAGGAGGAGGAGAGAAGGUGGAGGGAGGAGGAGAGAGCCAAGCGAGAGGCCGAGGAGAAGAGGAGACAGGAGGAGGACUACUACUCUCGCCUGGAGGCAGAGCGGCGCCGGCAGCACGACGAGGCGGAGAGAAAGCUGCUGACGCCCGACGACCCGGCCGGUCUGUAUCGGCCCCCGCUGCCCCGGGAAUACCAACCCCCCGCCCCCCACAACCCUACUAACACCCCCCCGCCCCCCCCACAGAGAAACACCUCCUACCUCAAAACGCAGGUCACCUCCCCCGACACGCUCUACACCGCCAAGUUCGUCUCCUACGCGGGUGAUGAGGACGAAGAUGACGAAGCAGAGAGUGGCGGCGGCGGCAGCCAAUCAGGUCAGCUCAAGCUGUCGGCCACCCGGAAGUCGUACGGCGACCUCCCGGCCAACGCCUCGCCCAAUCACGGCAGGCCUCGGCCGCCGCCCACUGCGCGCAAGCCCCGUCCUCUUUCAGACGGCAUCUUCCUGUCUAGCUCGUUCCAGCCGCCAUUCAACAACUCCAACAGUACAGGCCCCUCCCUUCCUGCGAAACCCAGCUCCAUGCCCCCCGGAGGCUAUAAAGGAUUUAACUCGUACACUGGAAACUCAGCUGGAGUUGUAGGAUCGGGAGAAGUCUACAAUGACCCGCGAGACAAAUGGACAAAGAGUCAGGAGCAGGAGAACUCGAUCCCCAGCGGCGCUCCGGAGAGUAUGACCUUCAAGGAGCGCCAGCGUCUCUUCUCUCAGGGGAAGGAGGUUUCCAACAAGGUCAAGGCUUCACGCAAACUCAUGGAGCUGGAGAACGAGCUCAACACCAAGUAGUAGACCGGGCCUCUAAAAAAAAAAAAAAAACGUCCCAGAGCCAAAAAAAAAAAAUACAACAACAUCACCAUGGUAACAUUAAGGUGCUCCUGGGACACAAAAACCGGGUCGAGAGGGCCGGCGCUCGCUUUCCCAACCACUGACCGUCUCCUCCUGUUUGUGUUGUUUUUGCCCCUCUUUUAUUUUUUUAAUUUUUAAUCGAUGAAUAACUGGACCGCUCACCUUUUUUUUUUUCUCGACGUAGCUAUAUCGUUGCAAUAGGAGAGACAUUUAUGGCUUAAAGUUUUCCCGCCCUUCGUUGAGGUCUGUCAAAGAUAUAUAAUGAUAAAGCACUGUAAAAAAAGUUUGACUUGUAUCCAGUGAGAAUCUGAGAAUCACAUGACAAAGGGGGUGGAUAUAUUUUUGUUUAUAAAAAAAAAGGUUCUCGGAGCGAGGGGGAUGCAGGAAGUUUUAUUCUCAUUUUAUUUUUGUUAAAUAUCUCACCGAAGACCGAACGAUUUUAAAGCUCUUUAGUUCUGCAUCAUGAUUUCACUUUUUUUUUUUAAUUCCUUAUCGCCAGCAGAAUCGCCCAGACCAAUCUGUGUUUUUAUUUUCUCCUUUAAAGAAAAAAGAAGAAAUCACAUCCUCAGCGAGUGGAAACACUUUUAUUUCAUUCCGUAGCAAAAAAAAAAAGCAUGGGAUUAGUUUUAAAUUUUUAUUUUGUUGGUGAUGUUUUAGAUGAAAGAUUCUCCAGAGGAGGAUCCAAACAGUCCAGAGAAGGAUCUUUAAGUGCACAACAUUACUGUAAAUAUUCAGGUCCACAACUGUCUCACUCUUUUACUACUGUAGAAACCUGCCAGGCUACUAAAAAAAACAAUCUGCUAAACUUACUGGACUGUCUCCCCCCCCCCCCCCCACCGUCUGUGGAGUUUCAUUUUUUUUAAAUGUGUCGCCCCCCCCCCCCCCCCCCCCCCCCGAUGUGAGGUCACUUUGAUUUUACUUUCUUUUAAAUCGAAAUAGUCCUGUUUUUGUUUUCUUUUUGCAGAGUUGUGUGAGAUUAAUUUGACUGAUUGUUCCUGAAAUUCAAGGCAGAAUGAGGAUUUCUUUAACUUACAAUGUGAUUCAUGUUGGUUUUCACAAUAAAAUACAAAAAACAAAAACUACUCUUUAAGUCCUAGUUUGCUUUACAGAUAUUUAUUUCAGAAAAAAAAAAAACAUACUUGCACAAAAAACCUGUUUUUUUUUUUUUUAAAUAUUGAGUAUGUGUCUGCAAACUGUUUGGGGAAGUGGACUACUUUCUGCUACAAAUCUGUGUUUUUCUGCGAUGGACUCGGAACAGUUCUGGUUCUCACACCAGCUGUGAGGCACGGAGAUCCUGAUGGAGUCAAGGUGACAGAAUUGUGGUUGUACAAAUAUGUAAAAAGACACAAUUAACACAUUCACCAAAACGGCUGCUCUGACGGCGUAGAAGAGGAACGCACGUCGAGGUGUGUGUGUGUGUGUGUGUGUGUGUGUGUGUGUGUGUGUGUUUGUGUCAUUUCUCUCCUCUCUGCAGGAGCCUCCACUCAAACCCGAACCUCCACCACGAGAUCAGAAGCUGUUCUAAUAACUGACCUUUGACCUCACCACAGACGUGUCUCCUCUUCCCCCCCACAACAACAACGACUCCUUUGUAGGUUUCAAAUGAACUGACUCGUUUAAAUGUUUAGCCUUUUGUAAAUCAUUAAUAAAUACAGAUUUUUCAACAGUG
Labrus mixtus (cuckoo wrasse) is the source of this 7812-nucleotide messenger RNA. RefSeq names its product afadin, adherens junction formation factor a (gene afdna). Gene Ontology annotation, biological process: regulation of protein localization; signal transduction. Lineage: Eukaryota; Metazoa; Chordata; Actinopteri; Labriformes; Labridae. The transcript has 39 exons. Gene Ontology annotation, cellular component: adherens junction. Gene Ontology annotation, molecular function: cell adhesion molecule binding. Bases 195 to 6083 code for a protein of 1962 amino acids. The record is from RefSeq and is a predicted model, not a curated record.